Molecule: messenger RNA, 1110 nt
Organism: Diutina rugosa
Lineage: Eukaryota; Fungi; Ascomycota; Pichiomycetes; Serinales; Debaryomycetaceae
Exons: 1
Coding region: 1-1110 (369 amino acids)
Biological process (GO): regulation of peroxisome size; peroxisome fission
Cellular component (GO): peroxisomal membrane
Source: RefSeq, a predicted model, not a curated record
AUGCUGGCCACAACAGUCACCCGCCAACAACACCAAGUCACGACGCCGCUGAAACAACUGCCAGCGUUCACCGCCUAUAUCACCCCUGAACUGGACCGCACCGACAAAGCCAUGAACGUGUUUAAUAUGCAAGAGCCGCCGUCGUCGCCGGAACCUGAACUCACCCCGCCCAAACAAGUGCUGAAUUGGGACGUGUGGUGGAAAAUCCUUAAUACGAUCCUCGGCAAGGAUAAACUCGCCAAGUUCGGCCAGUACUUGCUCCGGCUUGUCCUCUACCAUGCCCACACCACGCAAACCUACCUUAGCGACGCCACCAUGAACAUCGACAUCAUCAACUCCCGGUAUAAUGACCUGUCGAAAAAGCUCGAUUUACUCAAGAACUUUAUCAAACACCCGCAGAAUUUCAUGCUGAUUGUGCUUAUAUUCGUCAGCGACCGCUUCAUCCUGCGAUUCAGUGGGUUUGUCGGUGGGCUUCUGAUGUACCGUCAAUUCCUCAGGUUCGGUAAGACUCCCUUCAGAAUACGCGACAUCAUGGAAGAAGUGCAGACCGCGUUCAGAAAACAAGACCUUUCUAUGAUCUACAACCUUAAGUUUUUGGACGAGGUAAUCGCGUUGUACUACGGCAUUUUCGACGAGUUGAUGUUAUUGUUCAAACUCCGUUUCUACACCAGCAAACGCAUACAGGGCUAUGCCGCCCGCCACGAGCUGUUGGCAUGGUACUACAUGACGAUCUUGGCGUUGUACAACACCUACCACAAACUCUCAUCGCUUUCCCAGCGCGAAAUUGACUUGAAGGUCCAAAUCGAAGUGAAGCGUAAGGCGCGCCAGCUUCUGAAGCGCUUGUUAAGCUCGGGAGGCCACCUGUUGACCGGGAUUCGCACUGAGGCGGUGCUGGAAGCCGAUCUCACCCAGCUUGACGAAAUUCAAUUUAACAAGAACAACGCCUGGCUCGACGUCUACAAAAACAUUGCCGACCUCGUGUUCAACACCUACACGGUAUUCUCGUUACCCCUCCCUUUCCCCACCAUCCAGAUCUGGAUGGGGUUGGCUGCUCUGGGCUUGAGCACGGUGAAGAUUUAUAGAGAGACCAAGCGCAAGAUGCAGCACUGA